Messenger RNA from Brienomyrus brachyistius, 2311 nucleotides. RefSeq names its product odorant receptor 131-2-like. The coding region runs from base 316 to 1278 and encodes 320 amino acids. Lineage: Eukaryota; Metazoa; Chordata; Actinopteri; Osteoglossiformes; Mormyridae. Gene Ontology annotation, molecular function: G protein-coupled receptor activity. Gene Ontology annotation, cellular component: membrane. Gene Ontology annotation, biological process: G protein-coupled receptor signaling pathway. The transcript has a single exon. The record is from RefSeq and is a predicted model, not a curated record.
CUUUACCACAUAGUUGUCAGUGUUGCACUUCACAGGGGACUUUGAGGACACUGGAAAACACUCGGCUCUUUCUAACAAGUACCUUAUCAUUUUCUUUUUUGAUACCUAAAUGCAUUGUAAAUUAAUAUUUAAUUCAAAUUAAUUUUAGCUCAUUCAUUUAAAUUUUUUGAAAAUCUUAUCUGGUGAUUUACACUUUCUAGUAUGAAAAUAUUUCUUCUCAUUGUGCUUGCAGUGUUUUCUUUCUAGGCGUACAAGAAGUGUUUAUAUGUGUAAAUAACACUAAUAAUCUGGCAAUUGGAAUAAUCUGGAAGUGUGAUGGCUUUGAAUAAUACAACACUGCAUUCCGGUAUCAUUAACCCUUCUCUGAAAAAAAGUGAGAGAAUAUUAAUGAUAUUAAUAGUGCAAGUGUUAGUGAUGGUCUUCCUCUAUAUCAACUCUCUCCUCAUUUUCACCUUCUUCAAAAAGGAAACCUUCUACACCAACACACGUUACAUUUUCUUUGCUCACACCCUGAUUUGUGACUGUGUUUUUCUUUUCCUGUCUGACCUUUUGCUUUUACUGAUCUACUUUCAAAUGCCAAUGCCUGCCGGACUGUGUGUCAUUAUCUGCGUGGUAAUGAUCAUUCUGACUUUUGCUACACCGCUCACCCUGACGGCUAUGAGUGUGGAGCGCUACGUGGCCAUCUGUAUGCCUCUGAGACAUGUUGAGAUCUCUACUCCUCAUCGAGCUCUGUACGGCAUCCUGGUCAUCCACGCUUUCAGUAUCCUCCAGUCAUUUGUUGUUCUUCCAAUUUUUGUAGUCUCAGUCCCACUCAGCUUCUACAUCACGGACAUGAUUUGCAGCGUGGAAAUGCUCAUAGUGAAUAGCUGGCAAAGUCACCUCAAGUCUGCAGCCUCGCAGUUCUACUUUCUCAUCAUGAGCAGCACCAUCAUCUUCACCUACAUCAAAAUCUUGAAGGCUGCAAAAAUGGCCUCGACGGAUACGAAGAAGAAAUCCACCUCCAAGUGCCUCAAAACUGUUAUUCUUCACGGUUUUCAGCUUGUGCUCAGCUUGUUCCAGCUAUGGUGCCCUUUCAUAGAAAUGGCUGUGCUUCAAAUCGGAAAUCUGGAACUGUUUAUACAUAUCAGGUAUUUUGAUUAUCUUGCUUUCAUUCUCGCACCUAAAUGUCUUAAUCCCCUGAUAUAUGGUUUACGGGAUGAUCACUUUUACAUUGUUUUGAAACACUAUGCUUUUUGUGGGUUAAAUAAGAAAAUAUAUCCCAAGUUUAUUGAUCAAUAGUCGUUCAAAAUUUAAGACAAAAUCAUGUAAAAAUAUUUAGCCAUGUAUCAUAAAAUUAUAACUGUUAAAAACUGCAUCCAGUGACACUGGAACCGUGUAAUUAAAAAUCAAUGCUGGAUUAUUGGAAUGUACACAUAUUAUGUUUUUACAAAAUCUUUAAUUAACAGGGGAAAUUGCUAUGCUGACUUUUAUACAAUUAAUGUUGGUUCUACAGAUGUCCGUAUACAGGCAUGUCUUGAUUAAAUAUUUUAAUAUUCACAUUUAAUAAACUCUGAUACCUUAUAUGGAAACUGAAAAAUAAUUUGUUGCAAUUAUAUGAUUUCAGAUGUUACUCAUUCUGUGCAAGAAGGCAGCAGUGGGUAUCUCCGUGAUAAACCAUUUGAAUACCAAAGAAUUAUUACAGCCACAGCUACCAACUUGUUUUAACAAAUGAAUAAUAACCAUACAGGCCUUAUUCAUAAACUCACAAAGAAGCCUAAUUCACAAACACAUAAACUCAUAGAGGCCUAAAAAUGCCACAGCACAUCAGCACCAAACAAACUCCAUUUACAUCCAAAAUCACACAUGUUUCUUUUAAUGGUUAGGUUUUAUCUUGUUUUAUUGAUUCUAUGUAUUUUUUGCAUUGUACAGCGACCUUGAGUGUUUUGAAAGGCGCUUAUAAAUAAAAUGUAUUAUUAUUAUUAUUAUUAUUAUUAUUUAACAGCUCGAUAUACGUCCGUAAUUUUUCAUUUUUGAAAUCUGAGAAAAAAAUCCAUAAAUGUUGAAAGUAAAUUAAAAUGUAAUUCUGUUUAAUAUAAAUGUGGGUAGCACUAUGGCCUCAGACCUUCUGUUCGGGUGGUUUAAAUCCAUCCUUUUUUAGGGUAUCUGGUUUGCUCCUGCUCUGCUAAAAUAUCUGGUCAGGUAAACUAGUGCUCCUAAAAUGGCUGAAUUGUGUGAUUAUGUGCCCUGCAUGGAUAAAUGGAUGAAAAUAGUAAUUCUCAGUAUGUUGACCAUUUAUAUGAAGGGUACGCUUUCUUAUAUUCUAGUUUGUGAG